This is a messenger RNA of Dermacentor silvarum, 651 nucleotides long. RefSeq names its product probable 28S ribosomal protein S6, mitochondrial. Gene Ontology annotation, biological process: translation. Lineage: Eukaryota; Metazoa; Arthropoda; Arachnida; Ixodida; Ixodidae. The transcript is spliced from 3 exons. Gene Ontology annotation, cellular component: ribosome; mitochondrial small ribosomal subunit. The record is from RefSeq and is a predicted model, not a curated record. Gene Ontology annotation, molecular function: small ribosomal subunit rRNA binding; structural constituent of ribosome. Bases 90 to 518 code for a protein of 142 amino acids.
ACGAUCUUGCUCCUGAUGAUCAUCUCCUGAUGCUUGCGCUCGAAGUUCUGUAGGUGCUGUUGCUUCACCCUGGACACCACUGAAAGAUCAUGCCAGCAUACGAAAUGACUAUGAUUUUACGUAAAAUGGCGAAACCGGAGCUCACCAGUGCGCUCAAACGCAUGGGUGAAUAUGUACUGAAAAACGGAGCGAUCCUUCGCUACAUCCAAAACCUAGGCACGAAGGAACUUCCUCUCAAGAUGAGCAGACAUGGUCGGACGAAUUGGCACGGAAGCUACUUUCUUUUUCGGUUUGAUGCAUCACCGGAGCUUACAGUGGCAUUGCGUGGAGAGAUCAAACGAGACGUGGACAUUAUUCGUGCCACCUUCAUCACGCUUUCACCGCCAAAGACUAUCCAGUGCACACUCGAAGAAGAGAUGCAGCCGCCUGCCUACCGACCCAGCGUGCAGGCACUCAUGGCACAGAGCCAGGUGAAGAAGAAACAGAUCUUCGAAAAACACACAGAUGGUCCAGUCUGAGCAGAAAGUGGCUGUCGCACUUUUCUGCCUUUAGCAUUGUGCAUACUUCUUGUACAGUUAUAGUUUUACUGCGAGUACUCAGCUUUUUUGUGCCUCACUACGAAUAAAGCCUUGAAGGAAUUCAACAUUAGCG